Tigriopus californicus is the source of this 1342-nucleotide messenger RNA. Its product is annotated as casein kinase II subunit beta. NCBI's taxonomy places the organism in Eukaryota, Metazoa, Arthropoda, Copepoda, Harpacticoida, Harpacticidae. Gene Ontology annotation, molecular function: protein kinase regulator activity. The record is from RefSeq and is a predicted model, not a curated record. Gene Ontology annotation, cellular component: protein kinase CK2 complex; cytoplasm.
AUCGCCCGUUGAGCCGUUGUUUUCUUGUUGACCCCGCACCUUCUUCGUGCCCGGAAGUGGCGUGAGAGAGCCAGACGAGCGUGUGCACAGCCGUUGAUCAACCCCCGCCCCCGCCUCCGCCUCCCCCGGGUUCAGGUUGUUAGGGUUAUUGAUCCUCAAUCAUCAUGAGUAGUUCGGAAGAGGUCUCGUGGAUCUCGUGGUUUUGCGGCCUCCGAGGCAACGAAUUCUUCUGCGAGGUCGACGAAGAUUACAUUCAGGACAAAUUCAAUCUGACAGGACUCAAUGAACAGGUACCCCAAUAUAGGCAAGCUUUGGACAUGAUCCUGGACUUAGAGCCGGACGAUGAGCUCGAGGACAAUCCCAAUCAAUCCGACUUGAUCGAACAAGCGGCAGAGAUGCUCUACGGCCUCAUUCAUGCCCGUUACAUCCUCACCAAUCGAGGGAUCGCUCAGAUGAUCGAAAAGUAUCAAGCCGGUGAUUUCGGCCAUUGUCCACGCGUCUAUUGUGAGAACCAACCAAUGCUACCCAUUGGGCUCUCGGACGUUCCCGGAGAGGCCAUGGUCAAGCUCUAUUGUCCCAAGUGCAUGGAUGUGUACACUCCCAAAUCCUCUCGGCAUCAUCACACGGACGGCGCCUACUUUGGAACGGGUUUUCCACAUAUGUUGUUCAUGGUGCACCCGGAGUACCGACCCAAGCGCCCCGCCAACCAGUUCGUACCCCGCCUCUACGGCUUUAAGAUCCACCCACUGGCCUAUCAGAUUCAACAGCAAGCGGCGGCCAAUUUCAAGGCACCUAUGCGCACCAUGAGCUACAACAACGGAAAGCGCUAGUCAUCCGCCAACCAAAUGAACAAGAGAUGAAAAUGGUGGUCAGACGUUCGUGGCUAGGGUUGUAAUUGCUGAAGAAUAAAAUAAAACGUCCCUUUCUCCCCCCGGUCCUCCCACUUUCUCUUUUGAUUAGACAUGAAACGCGCAUUUCCUAAUUUUCCCCUCAUGACCCCAACUCCCCUCAACCGCGUCCUCCUCUGGCCCUCCAUUUUGACUGCAGAAUAAGAGCUGACUUUAAUACACAUCUACCUUACCGAGACUCUUGAAGACAACCGCACCCGAAGCGUCCUCCCUCGUCUGGUUGACUUUGUAGUUUCAUUGACUCCGGCUGUUUGAGUCUGAACAGACGAAACUAUCUUUAACCCUUCAAAUCCCCCUUGGCGAGUGUAUCCUCCAUUGACGCCCGAAGUUAAUGAUGAAAAAGAAAGUACGAGCGCAUACGAUGCUGAAUUCUGAUUGAUUCAACAACGAUCCCUGUUGCUAAAGUGUUAAUAAAAUGUCCAAAACAUACCAAA